AUGCUUUCAACCGACAGCAAGGCUUUCAACCGACAGCAAGGCUUUCAACCAACUUCUCUGACGGUCAUCUGCCAAACUGGGAAACUGAGACACAAAGAAGUUAACAAGAGCCAGCAAGGGACAGGACCUGGAGUGCAGCUCAGAGGGUCUAACUCCAGAACCAGCACCACUAACUCAGGCACAAAGCUGCAGUUGCAGAGGGUGCUCUGUGGUCAGUGGCGGUCCUCGAGUGCCCCAGUCAGCUCGGCUGAGCCCAAACACUCCCAUCUCUGCAUCUAGGGGCUCUCUUCUUCCCCCAUCCAUCACCAGGGCCCAGUGAUCAUGCCUGUCGAUGCCCAGCUCUCGCUUGAUGUCUCAGUUCCGGAACAGAGAUGCUCCAGCUGCUACCUGGGAAGGCUCUGGCCCCAAAAAUAUUUAGUUAGCAGCCAUUCAGUUAAGUGGAAUUGACUUUUUAUCGGCUUUCCUCUGUACGGCUGCCACCAGCGAAGGCUGUUUCCUUCUUCCCUCUUCUCUGCCUGUCA
Macaca mulatta (Rhesus monkey) is the source of this 521-nucleotide messenger RNA. NCBI's taxonomy places the organism in Eukaryota, Metazoa, Chordata, Mammalia, Primates, Cercopithecidae. The record is from RefSeq and is a predicted model, not a curated record.